Molecule: messenger RNA, 606 nt
Organism: Xenia sp. Carnegie-2017
Lineage: Eukaryota; Metazoa; Cnidaria; Anthozoa; Malacalcyonacea; Xeniidae
Exons: 4
Coding region: 7-495 (162 amino acids)
Source: RefSeq, a predicted model, not a curated record
CAGAAUAUGGCGGGUUCCUCGAUUAACUUCGAAACAUGUGAUUCUAAAGACAGACCGUUGUCAUUUUCGAAUAAUAAUGAAAAUAAUAACAAUAACCAGAAAGAAAGCUGUAAGGAAUUACUUAAAGUUAAUCCCAAACGAGAGUUUGAGAGAUAUUUCCUGAAGAAAGAUUUCAACUUUAAUGGAGAACGCAAAACAUAUAAACUUGGAGCUUGUGAAGCCCUGAAACAAGUGAAAGAUUUCCUACCAAAAAUGAAGGAAGCACAAGAGAAGCUAUCAAGUUCAGUUUACAAUAUAGAAGAUGUCAAAGAAGAUGAAUCAUUUAUUAAUAUGGACAUCCAGUUCGUGCAGCUGCCAAACGUGGAUAGUUCCUCGUCGGAAAGUGAAGAAGAAACAGAAUUAGGUGAUUCUCGUACGGUUGAGGUUACUGAAGACAAUAUAAUACUUAGUAAGAACUGUGAAAGUAAGAGAGUCCUUAUUGAAGAUAUCACAUGACAUGCGCAGAUUUGUGAACGUACGAUAAUGUAAAAUUUAAUAAACACUAUUUCAUUUACUGACGUGUAGCACUAGUACACAUCAUUGACAUCAUAAAUUUUCACUUAUGUA